AUGAUUUCAUCAAUUAAUUUUUUUACAAUCUAAUAUACUAUCAUUAAUCUUUGCAUCAUCUGUUGUUUAAUCAUAAUCAUAUGCCUUUAUACUGAUACCUUUAAUAAUUUUAACUGUUUCAAUAAUACAUUAGUUUCAAUUAUCCAGAGAUAUCAAAUUUAAGUUCCCAUUGAUCCAAAUACUAUUACAAUAUUAAACAUGUCUAAGCAGUUGAUUUAAGUGUUCGAUACAGAUAGCUUCAUAUGCAAAGUAAAUAAUUCAUCUAAAUUUAGAUUUCCCCAAUAUUACAACUUUUUAGAAUCUCUUUAUCUUUAUUUAUGCAUUAAGACUAAAAAGAGAGAGAAAUCAUAUAUGGAAAAUAUAGUAUAGUUUGGUUGGAUGCUGAAACUAAUCCCAGUACUUGA
Paramecium primaurelia is the source of this 404-nucleotide messenger RNA. The record is from the annotation of a GenBank genome assembly. NCBI's taxonomy places the organism in Eukaryota, Ciliophora, Oligohymenophorea, Peniculida, Parameciidae.